GGCUUUGCCGCAUCCUCCACGCGCGUCUGGCGUGCCUUUUCGUCACAUGACGACGUGUCGGUUUACAAACACUAGGCAUUCCUUUCUUUUGCCUCUAUGGUGAAGGAGAGAUAAUGGAGGGAUGGGGUGAUGGUGAACGGGAAAGAGAAGAAUGAUCAUCAGCAAGGCUCUUUGACUUGGGAAACAGAUGUGUGUGAAACUGGAACCGAUCGCUUGAGGUGUGUGUGUGUGUGACUUAUAAUUCGGUGCAGUGAGGUAGAUGUCCGGGAUAUACACGAGCAGAACGGGAGGCCCGCGUGACUGCUGCAGGGAAGAGAGAAGAGGACAGAGGGGGUUGAGUUUGUGUGGUCCACCGCAAAACUCCCACGGAGUCGAAAGAUGGAAAGAGGAGGCAUAGCAAAUGAAAACAGCACAAACGUGCCGACGGCUCAAGGAGGAUGGACUUUCUAUAAUUUAUUUACGUUUACUUUCGACGGAUUUAAGUAAUUUCUUAACCUGAACGGUUUGCCGACCGGACCGAUUAAGAUCUGAUCAAGAGCUAUCUCUCUCAUCCUUCGGAUAGGUCCGGUAGUCGGACCUUCGAGAGGACAGGACAACUCGGGCCUUGUUUCGAUGCUUGUUCCUCGUCACCUUGACAAGAUCCAGACCCACUCACCGCCCUACGCAAUACACGUCGUUUCUCAUUACCGUAGAAACAACGGGAUAUCUGGUGCUUAAUAACGGGUGCAGCUACAGGACUGCGGCUUCGGGGCUCCACCCACCGCAAUGCUAUGGGCCUUGGGAGGUAGAGAUAUGGAGAGAAAAGAACAGAGGAACGGAGCUGUGUGUCGUAAAUGAUUCAGGUUCUCAAGGAUUAGCCCUAGAUAUUUUUUCUUAUUUUUCUCCUCACGUGAACAUGUUGUUGAAGUUUGUCUGGGGUGCAGAUGUAAUAGGACAUAUACACUCUGCUAAGCAGCUAUUGCUGUUUUCAUAUGCUAAAUAGCCCAGUCUUCUGAGUUGAGAGUUUUUGGAAACUGCACUGUGGCGUGUCAGGAUCGAACCUUGGGGAUUAUUGCACAACGGGCUUUGUCAUCUGCCAAUUGACAACGCAGGGCCAAAGUGAAAAGGGGGUGAUUUUUUUCAAAGCAACCAACUCUCCAUCUCUCUUACACACUCACACUCACACACACACAUACACACACACACACACACACACACACACACACACACACACACACACACACACACACACACACACACACACACACACACACACACACACCGCAUAUAGGCCUACGCACACAUACACAGACUCACCACUCUCCACACAUACACACACCAGCCAUGCCAUCCCCGUCAGACUCCAGCAGUGUAGUGUCAGCCUCUGGGUCUAGGGGCUGGUCAGAUAGCUGCCGGGGCAUGUCUGGCCGUCAGGGUGGGGCCAAACUGCUGCUGUACCUGGGGCUGUGCCACCUGGGCCUGGGGGCCAUGGUCCUGGCCUUCUCCUUCACCAGCAUGGCCUUCACAUCCUCAGCCCGCGUCCGACAGUCCUGCCCCUUCUGGGCCGGCUUCUUUGUUGUGGCAUCAGGGUUAGUUGGACUUAUCUCAUGGAGAAGACCACUCACUCUGGUGGUGUCCCUCUUCAUGCUGCUGUCUGCUGUGUGUGUCAUCCUUAGUCUGGCUGGAUCCAUGCUCUCCUGUCAGAACGCACAGAUGGUCAAGUCACUCCUCACCUGCCAGGUGGAGAAUGGGUUGUGUGUGUGUUGCGCCCCAACACACUCCUGCUCUAUAAACGAGGAGGAGACCCUGGUACUCUACCUAAAUGCAGACUGCCACUCUGUCAGACAUCAGCUCAAGGACCUGUUGUUCAGUGCUUGUGGUCUGAGUAUUCUCUCUACCAUCAUCUGUACUCUCUCUACUGUCACCUGUAGUAUACACAUCUUCUCCCUGGACCUAGUGCACCUGCUCGCUCCGCACCGCUCUCGCUCCGUCAACCCAGAAUGCACCACUCCUCAGGACGCCUUCCUGACCAACAUCAUGGACUUUGAGGAGUUUGUCCCGCCCAUCCCUCCGCCCCCCUACUACCCCCCUGAAUACACCUGCAGCUCUGAGACAGACGCACAGAGUAUCACCUAUAACGGGUCGAUGGAGAGUCCAGUUCCUCUGUACCCCACUGACUGUCCCCCUCCUUACGAAUUAGUGAUGGGACAGAGAGCAGCUAGCCAGGCCACGGUGUUUGACAGCCAUGGGAAUGAGCUGUCUGGAGAGAGGGCCACAUCCACUGCCUUCAGCGGAGAGGUCUCCAUGGACAGUGGUUCUCUGUUGAUGUCAGAGAUCAUUGACAUCCCAGACGACUCCUCACCUUCAGAGGACUCCGGCCUCGUGGGGGUGAAGGCUAGGGGGGAGAGAGCGAGCACCGGGGGAGUGGAGGGGGGAGACGGGGGAGAAGGAGGGGAGUAUGUCAGCUUCCGUGGCCCCCCUCCCCAACCCCCGGAGAGUCCCCUGGUAGAGAGUCCCCUGGUGGGCCCCAGGGCCAGGCGAUGCUACAGAGGAGAGAGGUCCAACUCCUGCUCCUCAUCUAGCACUGCUACAGCUACAUACAGGUCUCCAGUGUUGAGGCGACAGGCUAUGUUGGCCAGUAGUUGUUCCCAGUUGGAGCUGCUAGGGGGCGCCACCUCUCACCAACGCUCCUCUAUCCUAGAGAAACGAGUCGGGCCUUGCACCCCUUUACGACGCGGUUCUGCCUCUGCCUCUGCAGCUCCUCCCACUUCCUCAUCCUCAGCUGUCAAUCAGCAGGGUGGUCACGGCAACGGCGUACCCCUCCCCCUACAGUCGUUGUACUUGCGUCGUCAGGGCGGAAGGAGCGAGAGGGGGGAUAGUGACGGGCUUCUGCCCCUAGUGAGGUCACACAGCGAGCCUGGCCUCAGCUCUUCUGCUGAUACAGUUGACUUCAGUGAUGGCUCAGUGGGCAGUAAAGGAGUGAGGGAGGGCUCUCAGACCUCUACAGACACAGGUCCGUCCUCCGAGGCAUGCCUGCUACCCCCGCUCCUCUCUGGUGCCCCCCUCAGCCCUCCUCCCCAGGAAGGGCAGUGUGAAGGCAGCCACCAUGGGGCGCAACUUGCCCCUCUCCAAAGGCCCCACCAACUCUCCAUUGCACCUGCCCAAAGAAUGCAACCGCUCUCUUGGGGACCUCAAGGUGACGAGGGGGUUGGUGGCUCGCUUCCUGCAGCGCUCCAAACGGAACCUGGCGUCCGCCGCAGAGCAUUCUGGGAACACGGGACAGGGUCAGAAAAGGAGAGGCGGGGUGGAGGGCAACGGGACAGGCCAUCUCCCUUUAGAGCAGGUGUUACGUAACUCCUGGGGGGCCAGCCAGGGAUCCCACCCGCCACACCCUCAUCACCGUGGUCACCACCACUCCCAUAGCGACAGCCGCCACAACCGCCGUCAUAGCAACCAACCCCCUGUGACGGAGGGGAUCCACUUGCGCAGCUGCGGUGACUUAAGCUCCUCCUCCUCUGCGUCGCUAUGGCGAUUACUGACGGCCAACCCCCCCCACGGGUCAUCAGGUGCACUGUACACAGAGUCAGCCCUGUAAGAGGGGGAGGAGGGAGGAAAGAUGGGAGGGGAUGGGGAGGAAAAGGAGAGGAGGCAGAAAGUGUACCCACACAGAGGAGAGUGGAGGCAUGGUAUGGUCUAAUGAAGAAGAGAUACAAAGGGAGGAGGAGAGGUGGAGGAUGGUAGGAUGAGUUAGACAGGGGAGAGGAAGGAUGAAGGAACAGGCUACUGACAUAUCCUGAUGGGCGGUGGAAGGAGUCAGCACUAUGAGGAGGGAACGACUGGACCUUUGCUACAGCCUUGUUCCAAUACUUUCAACAUGCAUCCUACCGCUUUCCCUUCCUCCUUCCCCUUGGAGCCCUCCUCUGCGCCUGGCCUUCCUUUCCUGAACUUUGACCUCUCAACUAACCUCCUACCUUCAACCUUCACCUAGCCAUACUGAACACAACUCUCUGGGAUCUCUCUUUAACUUCAAGACUAGAGAGGAUGGAGAGAAGGAGUAGGAUAAUGAAGUUUGCUCUAGACUCUGAGCUAUGGUCAGUUUAGUGUUUCUCCUCCUAAUGGUUAAGGUUAGGAUCAGUGGAGCAUAAGCUGAUCCUAGAUCUGUGUCUAAGGUAAACACUUUUCUGGAGCUGUGAACAUCACUCUUACACGAACCGCAUACACUCAUUAAACUGCUCACUCUUUUUCAAAACUCAAAUGUACGUUCAUUUGUCCAGCUCUUCAUCCGGAGCGAAACUCACUUUAAGUGUUCACGAAAUUCACCUUUUUGUCUUCCAUUCGUGAAAUGGUUAACCUUCCUUUUCUCCUGAUGACACUGUAAAAUGUACAGAAAAAUGUACACUCAUUUUGCCCACUGACAGUGAAAGUUUAAUGGCCUGCUAGUGUCGCCGUAUGUUUACAAACUUACAUCUUUAUUAGUCUUUUUUUUGUGGUUCAUUUUCUUGAGGUAAAAUCAACAUGUAAUCCUCAACACCCCUUACCUAGUCCAUCUCCAAUCUGGCUUCAGAAGAAAGGUGCCUCAAACUCAAAACUCACACACCAUCUACCCCAAACUCAAAACUCACACACCAUCUACCCCAAACUCAAAACUCACACACCAUAUACCCCAGACUCAAAACUCACACACCAUUUACCCCAAACUCAAAACUCACACACCAUAUACCCCAGACUCAAAACUCACACACCAUCUACCCCAAACUCAAAACUCACACACCAUCUACCCCAAACUCAAAACUCACACACCAUCUACCCCAAACUCAAAACGCACACACCAUCUACCCCAGACUCAAAACUCACACACCAUCUACCCCAAACUCAAAACUCACACACCAUCUACCCCAGACUCAAAACUCACACAACAUCUACCCCAAACUCAAAACUCAAAACUCACACACCAUCUACCCCAAACUCAAAACUCACACACCAUCUACCCCAGACUCAAAACUCACACACCAUCUACCCCAAACUCAAAACGCACACACCAUCUACCCCAAACUCAAAACGCACACACCAUCUACCCCAGACUCAAAACUCACACACCAUCUACCCCAAACUCAAAACUCACACACCAUCUACCCCAGACUCAAAACUCACACACCAUCUACCCCAAACUCAAAACUCAAAACUCACACACCAUAUACCCCAAACUCAAAACUAACACACCAUCUACCCCAAACUAAAAACGCACACACCAUCUACCCCAAACUCAAAACUAACACACCAUCUACCCCAAACUCAAAACGCACACACCAUCUACCCCAAACUCAAAACUCACACACCAUCUACCCCAAACUCAAAACGCACACACCAUCUACCCCAAACUCAAAACUCACACGCCAUCUAACCUAACCUAAACUCAAAACUAACACACCAUCUACCUCAAACUCAAAACUCACACACCAUCUACCCCAAACUCAAAUCUCACCCACCAUCUACCCCAAACUCAAAACUCACACACCAUCUACCCCAAACUCAAAACUAACACACCAUCUACCCCAAACUCAAAACUAACACACCAUCUACCCCAAACUCAAAACUAACACACCAUCUACCCCAAACUCAAAACUAACACACCAACUACCCCAAACUCAAAACUAACACACCAUCUACCCCAAACUCAAAAAUAACACACCAUCUACCCCAAACUCAAAACUGACUCUUAUUACACCGGUCUAAGACAUCAUACUCCCAAACUCGGCAUUUCCUGUCUCUGAGAUUACCUUGGACAUAGCGAUUUUAUUUGUAUGUUAUGGUACAACCCCCCAUAAUGUACUCCAAAUGAAACAGGAGCCUUGUUCAAAUACUACAAUUUCACUCCCUGUGUAUCAAAUCCUACAAAAUAACUAACCUCCCCCUAAGAAUGACUUUAGCUGCAUGUUUUGGCAAUGCUUCUUACUUUUCUCCCUUUCUCUCUCUCUCUUGCAUCCAAAACCUAGUUGCUCUGAGCCUUUGGAAAUGUGUUAAUGUAUAGUGAAGGGGAUGGAUCAAUGUUGUGCUGUUGAACCCAGAGCCGUAGAUAUACUGGGUUCUAACUAACUAUCAUCCAUGAACUCUGUGAUGUGUCUGGCUCUGGCUGAACGGUUAUGUCUGAUCAAUUACACCUCAGUAUGAUUCCCAAAGCACUAAAGAGAUUCUUGCAAUAAAUGUACAGAUACGUUUGUAUAGAUGUUGGGGAUCAGAUAUUCAGGAUGGUAGUUCCACCAAGACCUGGGAACUAUGAGAAUCUGGAUAUUAUAGUCUGAUACUGGAGGUUGGAUGACAUAAAGCAUGCAGUAUUCUUAGAAGACAUACUGUCUGGAUUGGAAUAGAAAGCUGGCUAACCUCAACCCAGUCAGACAAGAGUUAUACACUCAAUGGCGAUAUUGUGAAGACUUAAGUUUUGAAUAUACAAACGAUUAUGUAUGUAAGUGAUUUAAACACAACACACAGAUACACAUAUGCACACACACACACACACACACACAACCACACACACACAACCACACACACACACUCAAACACACAGAAGCACUGAGCUGUGUUAAAAAUGUUGCUAUAAUUUCUACCUCCUAUUUUGCACAGUGUAUAAUUGUAUGGCUUGAAGUGAUAGAGCCUAACUGAAUAAACAUAUUAUUCUCUUCAAAUAUGAUACAUAAAUGUUCUAAUGCAAGAACUUUUAAUGCAAGUAAUGUAUUUCAACAUAUUGAAUAAAUGAUCCACAACA
Molecule: messenger RNA, 6739 nt
Organism: Oncorhynchus kisutch (coho salmon)
Lineage: Eukaryota; Metazoa; Chordata; Actinopteri; Salmoniformes; Salmonidae
Product: protein FAM189B
Exons: 14
Coding region: 1324-3333 (669 amino acids)
Cellular component (GO): membrane
Source: RefSeq, a predicted model, not a curated record